CCCUGCAAUAGGGUAAAUCAUAGCGUUCUAGUAGUUUAGCUAAAAUCUGGCAACCCUAGAUACUCAUAGUAGAGGAUGAGACACUGAGUUAGUAGUAGUCGCCAGAUCACGACUAGCACAGGAUGGCUGGAAACGCGUGGAGGUCAACGGUGUCCCGUGUAAUAGGAGCCAUAAAGACUCAGAGCCCACAGCCCAAAACCUUCUCUAGAGGGAUUCAAACUGUGACGUUAAUUCCUGGAGAUGGAAUCGGUCCAGAGAUCUCCACUGCAGUGAUGAAGAUAUUUGAAGCAGCAAAGGCCCCUAUUCAGUGGGAAGAGAGAAACGUCACCGCCAUCCAAGGUCCCGGAGGCAGAUGGAUGAUCCCUCCUGAGGCAAAAGAGUCGAUGGACAAAAACAAAAUUGGUUUAAAAGGACCCCUGAAAACGCCGAUUGCUGCCGGACACCCGUCCAUGAACCUGCUGCUAAGGAAGACCUUUGACCUGUAUGCCAAUGUGCGUCCGUGUGUGUCCAUCGAGGGCUAUAAGACGCCUUACACCGAUGUGGAUCUGGUCACCAUCAGAGAAAACACAGAAGGAGAGUACAGUGGGAUUGAACAUGUGAUUGUGGAUGGAGUCGUACAGAGUAUUAAGCUGAUCACAGAGGAUGCCAGCAGACGCAUUGCUGAGUAUGCAUUUGAGUACGCCAGAAAUAACCAAAGGACCAGUGUCACGGCUGUUCACAAAGCCAACAUCAUGCGAAUGUCUGAUGGUCUGUUUCUGCGGAAGUGCAGAGAGGUUGCUGAGAAUUUCAAGGACGUGAAAUUCACAGAAAUGUAUCUGGAUACAGUCUGUCUCAAUAUGGUGCAAGAUCCCUCUCACUUUGAUGUGCUGGUAAUGCCUAAUCUAUAUGGCGACAUCUUGAGUGAUCUGUGUGCUGGAUUGAUUGGAGGCCUUGGAGUAACUCCUAGCGGGAACAUCGGAGCCAAUGGUGUUGCCAUAUUUGAAUCAGUACACGGAACUGCCCCUGAUAUCGCAGGCAAAGAUCUGGCAAACCCUACCGCCCUUUUGCUGAGUGCUGUCAUGAUGCUGCGUCACAUGGGACUACACAGUUACGCUAAAAAGAUUGAGACUGCCUGCUACGACACCAUACGGGACAAAAAGGUUCUGACCAAAGACCUUGGUGGAAAUUCGAAGUGCUCAGAGUUCACAGAUGACAUCUGCCGAAGAGUGCAGGACAUGGAAUGAGGCUUUUUUAAAGUCUAUGUUUGGAUAUCAUGCCUAAAGAACUGACAGUCAAAAAACAUGAAAUUAAUCUUCGUAUCAUUCUGAUAUCUGCGCACAAUUCUACUAAGUGUCUGCAUUUUUGUUUCUACAGAACCACAAAGCACUGUCUUAAAUUCUUGUUCUACGGUGACUGUAUUUGUGAGCUGUUUUAAUCUGUCAAAAAGGAACUACAUAAUAUAAGAUAAACCGUA
Molecule: messenger RNA, 1453 nt
Organism: Megalobrama amblycephala (Wuchang bream)
Lineage: Eukaryota; Metazoa; Chordata; Actinopteri; Cypriniformes; Xenocyprididae
Gene: idh3a
Product: isocitrate dehydrogenase (NAD(+)) 3 catalytic subunit alpha
Exons: 11
Coding region: 123-1223 (366 amino acids)
Biological process (GO): tricarboxylic acid cycle; isocitrate metabolic process
Cellular component (GO): mitochondrion
Molecular function (GO): isocitrate dehydrogenase (NAD+) activity; NAD binding; magnesium ion binding
Source: RefSeq, a predicted model, not a curated record